GCCAGGCCCUGCAACCCAAACAGCCCGGGACCAUGCUGGCACUCCGAGGCUCCUUGCUUCCACACUUGGGACUGUUCCUGUGCCUGGCUCUGCACUUAUCCCCUUCCCUCUCUGCCAGUGAUAAUGGGUCCUGUGUGGUCCUUGAUAACAUCUACGCCUCCGACAACUUGGGAAUCAACACUGUGGCUACCGUCUCUGGUGGGAAUGUAACCUAUACAGUGACGGUCCCCGUGAACGAUUCAGUCAGUGCUGUGAUCCUGAAAGCAGUGAAGGAGGACGACAGCCCAGUGGGCACCUGGAGUGGAACAUAUGAGAAGUGCAACGACAGCAGUGUCUACUAUAACUUGACAUCCCAAAGCCAAUUGGUCUUCCAGACAAACUGGACAGUUCCUGCUUCUGAGGAUGUGACUAAAGUCAACCUGCAGGUCCUCAUCGUCGUCAAUCGAACAGCCUCAGUAUCAUCUGUGAAAGUGGAACAAGUACAAUCCUCAGCCUCGACCCCUAUUCCUGAGAGUUCUGAGACCAGCCAGACUAUAAACACGACUCCAACCGUGAACACAGCCAAGACUACAGCCAAGGACACAGCCAAUACCACAACCGUGACUACAGCCAAUACCACAGCCAUGACCACAGCCAUGACCACAGCCAUGACCACAGCCAAGACCACAGCCAAAAGCCUGGCCAUCCGCACUCUCGGCAGCCCCCUGGCAGGCGCCCUCCAUAUCCUGCUUGUUUUUCUCAUUAGUAAACUCCUCUUCUAAAGGAAACUGGGGAAGCAGAUCUCCAACCUCCAGGUCAUCCUCCCGAGCUCAUUUCAGGCCAGUGCUUAAACAUACUCGAAAUGAAGGGUUUAUCUCCUCAGUCCGCAGCUCCACCACCUUGGACCACAGACCUGCAACACUAGUGCACUUGAGGGAUACAAAUGCUUGCCUAGAUCUUUCAGGGCACAAAUUCUGCUUCUUGUAAAUACUUAGUCCAUCCAUCCUGCUUGUAACCUGAAGUUCUGACUCUCAGUCUAACCUGUUGACAGUCAAUCUGAACUUGUGCUUCUUGCCAAAGUAUUCCCAUGAGCCUCCUGGGCUUGGGGGUGGGGAGGGGAUGAUCCUUCUUUACUUUCAAACUGAUUUCAGAUUUCUGGCCAAACCUACUCAGGUUACAAAGGACUUAUAUGACUGUAGGAAAAAGAGAAAUGAGUGGUCGUCCUGUGGCUACUAGCAGAUUCCCACUGUGCCCAGACCAGUCGGUAGGUUUUGAAGGAAGUAUAUGAAAACUGCGCCUCAGAAGCCAAUGACAGGACACAUGACUUUUUUUUUUCUAAGUCAAAUAAACAAUAUAUUGAACAAGAA
Molecule: messenger RNA, 1346 nt
Organism: Mus caroli (Ryukyu mouse)
Lineage: Eukaryota; Metazoa; Chordata; Mammalia; Rodentia; Muridae
Gene: Plet1
Product: placenta expressed transcript 1
Biological process (GO): positive regulation of cell migration; negative regulation of cell-matrix adhesion; wound healing, spreading of epidermal cells
Cellular component (GO): external side of plasma membrane; apical plasma membrane
Source: RefSeq, a predicted model, not a curated record